Messenger RNA from Trachymyrmex cornetzi, 672 nucleotides. RefSeq lists its product as uncharacterized. The transcript has a single exon. The record is from RefSeq and is a predicted model, not a curated record. NCBI's taxonomy places the organism in Eukaryota, Metazoa, Arthropoda, Insecta, Hymenoptera, Formicidae. Bases 1 to 672 code for a protein of 223 amino acids.
AUGCUCGCGAAUAACGAAUUCGAGAAGAAUCAUUACAAAUUGAUGAACAAUGCGAUAUUUGGAAAAACGAUGGAGAACGUACGCGAUCACGCUGACGUUCGACUUAUAACGCGUUGGGAUGGGAGAUAUGGUGCGGAAGCGAUGAUAGCGAAACCGAAUUUUCACAGUAGAAAUAUUUUUUCUGAAAAUCUAGUUGCUGUGGAAUUGCGCAAACUCGAGGUAAAAAUGAAUAAACCGAUAUACGUAGGUAUGUGCAUUCUCGAAAUAGCUAAGUUGCGUCUAUACGAAUUUCACUAUGAGUACAUAAUACCAUUGUAUCGCGAUACAUGUAAGAUUUUGUACAUGGACACUGACAGCUUGAUUUAUCUUCUGGAGUGUGAGAAUGUAUACGAGGACAUCAAUCAUGAUAUCGCGAGAUUCGACACGAGUGAUUAUCCUGAGAGAAACGUGUAUGAUAUUCCACGCGUUAAUAAUAAAAUACCCGAUUUGAUGAAAGAUGAAAAUUGUAGUGCGAUUAUGACGGAAUUCAUUGAACUCAGAGCGAAGAUGUACGCGUUGAGAGUGAUCGGAAAGAGCGAUACGAAGAGAAUAAAGGGUGUCAAGGAAAACGUAGUCGCGAAAACGAUCACUUUCGACGAUUAUGUGCGAUGUUUGAACGAUGUAACGGUAUAG